Messenger RNA from Anguilla anguilla (European eel), 2087 nucleotides. RefSeq names its product methyltransferase like 21e (gene mettl21e). Lineage: Eukaryota; Metazoa; Chordata; Actinopteri; Anguilliformes; Anguillidae. The coding region runs from base 306 to 1160 and encodes 284 amino acids. The record is from RefSeq and is a predicted model, not a curated record. The transcript is spliced from 3 exons. Gene Ontology annotation, biological process: peptidyl-lysine methylation. Gene Ontology annotation, molecular function: protein-lysine N-methyltransferase activity. Gene Ontology annotation, cellular component: cytoplasm; cytosol.
GGUGAGUUAGGGUGACUGGGGAGGAACAGAAUAGGGCAGAGGCUGGCCAUGACACAUGAGGGAGUAAAAUGUAGAAGCCUAAUCUCUAUCAAUCUCAGGCCUGCUAUCAGCAUAAAAUAAUAAGCACUUAAUCCAGCACAGUGAAAGAACAAUAAAUCCAGCCGCGCCGUGAUUUGGGUCUCUCUAACACCACAACAGUCUCAGAAGCAUGGAGUACAAACUUGCAAGUGACAGUGUUGACUAGUACUCGUGCUCGCUGGAAAAACCCCCAGUCCCCUGUUCAGUUGCUUCAUAUCAGUACACAGAUGGGCGCCCUGAGGGAGUAUCUGUUGAGUACACUCUAUUUACAGAGCGGGCCCCUGGUAAUAGCCGAAGCUGCAUUAACCCCUUCGGUGCCGUUUGCUUGUGCAUGUGCGCAUAAUUGCCUCUCGCAACAAUUACGGUCUGGAGCAGCUGCGGCUGCGGCUGCGGGGGUGGAGCUGGCGGAAGCCAUAAUGCGGCGGCGCUUCUUCCCCUCCCUCAUCACCACGGAGGCGUGGGAGGGCUUCACCUUCGCCGACCUCGAGAUCCGCAUCAAGGAGUCCACCGACUGCUACGGAGCCAUGCUGUGGCCCUCGGCUCUGGUGCUCUGUCACUUCCUGGACACAAACCAAGACGAAUACAACUUAACUGACAAGAAUGUCAUUGAGCUGGGUGCCGGAACUGGACUUGUAACCACUGUGGCCAGCCUGCUGGGGGCAAAGGUCACUUCCACUGACCUCCCAGAUGUACUGGGGAACCUUCAGUACAACGUCAGCCGUAACACUAGGGGGCGCUGCAAGCACACGCCGCAGGUGACUAAGCUCAUCUGGGGACAGGACCUGGAGGAGCGGUUCCCCCGCGCUUCCUGUCACUUUGACUACAUCCUGGCGGCGGACGUGGUGUAUGCGCACCCUUAUCUCAACGAGCUGAUGGACACGUUCGAGCACCUGUGCCAGGACCAGACGGUGAUUCUGUGGGCAAUGCGAUUUCGCCUGGAUCCCGAGAACAGCUUUGUGGAGCGCUUCCAGCAACACUUCCACUUGGAGCUCAUCUACGACUUGCCCAGCCUCAGCAUAAAGCUGUAUCGAGCCAACAGGAAGGGGAGGAGCUUAAAGAUCAGCUCAGGUGCUGCUGCCUGAAUCACUCCCAGGAAGAGGAGAAACCACAGCAUCGUAGCCUUUUAUCUAAAGGGUAACCAUCAGCAAUGUAUUAUUUAAUGACAGUACUGCAUAUAACCAUGUUGAAAAGCCCUUAGUAUUAACACCCUAAAUCAGAAGGUGAUUUUAAUACCCAAUUCAAUCUACUCCUCAUACAAAUCACAGAAAGUGCAGCAAAGUAAUUUGAAGAGAUGGUGAACCUCUAUUCUCUGCAAAUCACUUUGUUGACAGUUGCUUGAAAACACAAAAUUGUAAAACACUUAAAUGCAUAAAUACAAUCACCAAAGAUGAGCUGAGGUUUAGGUAGUGUUCUGUAUUCUUGGAUUUCACCAAAUGGGAUAAAAAAAGAUUUAUAAAGGAUAAUUUUGUAUUUCCUGAUUUGCACUUGGGAGAGUGCAGAUGAGCAUGUGCUCUCCUCCUAAGCACAUGAUGUCACGGUAAUAAGGGGUUCUCAUCACAUUGCAGUUCACAAGCUGGGCUCACACAGACAGGAGUCAGAGGAAGACCCUUCAUAUGCGGCUCAACAGGCAGGCUUCCAAUCAACCAGUAGGAGCCGCUAGCGAGCAAUGAGUCACUGUAUUCCUGGCUGACAGAAACCCUCCUACCCCGGACAACACAGGAGUCAACUGUACAGCACCAUCCCAUGGGGCUGCCUGUGCUGGUUCGGAUUCGGUUCUGGAUUCAGACUGUGGGGCCCAUCCGCACGCCAUAACGGUCCCAUAACAGCACGAGCCAUCCAGAAAAUCCUUACACAAGUUUACAGGUCACUGGCCACACUGUGUGUGUGUGUGUGUGUGUGUGUGUGUGUGCGUGUUGGUGAUGCAUGUGCAUAUACUGAAUCUGUUUAAUCUCAAGAAAAAUGUACUAUGUUGUAUAUUUUUAAACUUGGAAUGAAUAGACCUGCCUGUG